UUGCUCACAAUCUCCAUUGGCUUAUGCAGGAUAUGGAACCACCUAUUGUUAAUGGCCGUGGGACUGAAACUGGCCAAGUUAUUACUACCACUGUUGGAGGUCGUGAUGGAAAGCCUAAGCAGACAAUCUCAUACAUGGCCCAGAGAGUGGUUGGAACAGGCUCAUUCGGAGUUGUCUUCCAGGCCAAGUGUCUGGAAACGGGUGAACAAGUUGCAAUUAAGAAGGUUCUGCAGGAUAAAAAAUACAAUAACAGAGAACUUCAGAUCAUGCGCUUGCAAGACCAUCCCAAUGUUUUAUAAUUAUUUAUAAUGGUGUAUAAAUUUUAUAAAUUAUUUU
Raphanus sativus (radish) is the source of this 336-nucleotide messenger RNA. Its product is annotated as shaggy-related protein kinase theta-like. Gene Ontology annotation, cellular component: cytoplasm. Gene Ontology annotation, molecular function: protein serine/threonine kinase activity; ATP binding. Gene Ontology annotation, biological process: protein phosphorylation; signal transduction. The coding region runs from base 24 to 299 and encodes 91 amino acids. The transcript has 3 exons. NCBI's taxonomy places the organism in Eukaryota, Viridiplantae, Streptophyta, Magnoliopsida, Brassicales, Brassicaceae. The record is from RefSeq and is a predicted model, not a curated record.